Messenger RNA from Rotaria socialis, 1584 nucleotides. The record is from the annotation of a GenBank genome assembly. NCBI's taxonomy places the organism in Eukaryota, Metazoa, Rotifera, Eurotatoria, Philodinida, Philodinidae.
AUGGAUGUUAAACAAAUGCAUCUUGGAAAUAAUAAAUCAAUGUUAAAUUAUAGUUCAAUAAAACGCUUGAUUCAUUUUGUUCAUAAUCUGGAAGAAAAAUUAUCAUCUGUUAAGACGAUUCAUGAAAAACUACAUGAGCUAAUGUCUGUUGUAUCCAAAACACAUGAUAAUAUUGUCGAAGAAUUAUCAACAAUUAAAACAGUUCUGAAUGAUUUCACAACUGAACAAAAACAAGACGACGAUGAGAUCAUUCCCAUUGAUGCAUCAAAAUCUGAAUGGGAUGACGACGAUGAUGAUGAUGACGAUGAUAACACUAUUCAUAAUAAUCAUACUAGUACGAAUAAUAAUAACACUGAACAAAUUCAGAGAGCAAUGUCAAUCAAAGAAUUCGAAUCGAAAUCUGUCACUAAUCUAAGUACCAAAGAUCAACAGAUAAUCAGUCCAUCAAGUCGUCGAACUGAUCGUUUGUCGCUAUAUUCGGCAUCAUCAUUUGGCUCAUCAUCGUCAACAAAUUCUUCAACCAUUGAAAAUCGUCCAAGUUCGUCGACAAGUAAACGUUCGUCGAGUUUAAAAAAAUCCGAUCAAUCAUCAACAAGAGUAAAAUCACCAAAAUCAGUUACGUUUAGUUUUGAUGAUAAUAGAGAUUCACAUGUAUCAGCUAAUCCAAGUCAACAAUCAAAUCGUGAACCGAUUGAAACACCAUUAACGGAACUUAAUGAUUCGAGCGUACAAAUGACAACAUCAAUGAAUUCGAAUGAAACUUUAAAAUUAAAUUCUGAUCUUAUGCCAGACUUAUUUAAACAACAUCAUAACGAAGUAACAAAUCAACUAGAUAUUGGUUUUAAAAUGGGAAAUGCAUUAACCAAUGUUCGUAUUCAUGAAAUUGAAUCAACAAAUGGAGAUUAUCUUCGAUUGCUUAAUAUUUCUAAUUCAGAUGAUUAUGAUUUGAGCGGACAUUUUCUACAACAAAAUAUCGCUUGUGUACCCGUUUGUCGUUUUCGUUUUCCUCAAAAUACAGUUAUUCGAGCUGGACAAACCGUUACGAUUUGGUGUGGAACCUUCAAAGAAAUCGAACCUCAAUUUCCACAUGUAUUUGUAUGGAAAGAAAAAAAACGAUGGGAAACUGGCCCUGAAUGUGUCACAAUUCUAGCAAAACCAAAUGGGCAGGCAAUUGCAUGGGCAAGAAGUUCGUAUAGAUUGAAUAGUGAUCAAUCUUCAAGUGAUAUUUUAUUUGUGCAUUCAAAAACAAAUAGUUGCACGUUUGAUGAACCUAGUGUUAUACCGAAUACUCUCAAAAGUCCAUCUCGUCUUUUAGCGUAUCAUUUUGUUGGAAGUAAUAAACCACCAUUUGCUCAAUCACCAGACAAUCCUGCGCAUCCUUAUCAUAGUGGUGCUGUUUCAAAUCUACAGAUUGAACCUCGUUUACAAAUGAAUCCAAGAGGUGGCAUUUCUCAAUUAUUGAAUCGACCGAAAUCUACUCCAUUUGCAAGUCAUACAGGUUGUAAACAAGAUUUAAUAAGUAUGAAAUUUUUACGACCCCAACAAACACCACCACGACAUAAACGAACCACUGUUAAAACAUGA